This is a messenger RNA of Panicum hallii, 1129 nucleotides long. RefSeq names its product NEP1-interacting protein-like 1. Lineage: Eukaryota; Viridiplantae; Streptophyta; Magnoliopsida; Poales; Poaceae. Bases 176 to 910 code for a protein of 244 amino acids. The record is from RefSeq and is a predicted model, not a curated record. The transcript is spliced from 5 exons.
UCCAACCUAACCUCGCGACCUCCGACGCCUCCGCCUCCGUUAUAGAGGAACCGUCGACGGAUUGCACGCCUCCGCCUCCGCGUCCUCCGAAUUCUCACCACCCCGAUUCCCAGUUGCCGACGAGCCCCCCUGCCUGGCUGCCUCCCCGAGAGAGAGGAGCGCGUGGGCAGCAGGCAUGGACAUGGAAACGACGACGCCCACCGACUCCCGGCUCCACCAUGCUGAUACUACCGACUCCUCGGCACGGCACCGCUCGGCGGCGGGACUCGGCGGCGGCCGACUCGGCUCAUUGGCCACUCGGGCCGCCGAGAGCCUCGCCCGCGGCCUCGUCACCUGCGUCUUCGCAACAGUGGGCACGGUCCUCGGGGCGAUCACGGGCGGCCUGAUCGGGCUGGCGACGGAGACGGGCGUGCUGCGCGGCACGGGCGUCGGCGGCAUCACGGGCGCGCUCGUGUCCAUGGAGGUCGUCGAGUCCUACCUCGACAUAUGGCGCUCCGGCGAGCCGGCCAUCUGGAGCGUCGUCUACGUGCUCGACGUGAUCUGGAGCCUGCUGACUGGCCGCCUCGUGCGCGAGAAGGUGGACCCCGCCGUGCUCAGCGCCGUCGAGAGCCAGAUGAGUGCAGUGGACGCACCGGUCGGGCAAGGCGACGGCGCCGACAUCUUCGGGGCGGGCGGCACCAGCGGCAUGCCGAGGGCCGCCAUCCACGCGCUCCCCGUCGUGAGCUUCGCCGAGCGCGGCAACGUCGACGCCGCCGGCGAGCUGAUCGCGUGCUCGGUUUGCCUACAGGAGUUCGAGGCCGGCGAGAGCGCGAGGAGCCUGCCGGUGUGCCGCCACACGUUCCACCUGCCGUGCAUCGACGGCUGGCUGCUCCGGCACGCCUCCUGCCCCUUGUGCCGCCGCGCGGUCUAGGCAGCCGUUACUCCCUGAGCCUCUGUAGCGAAUCCUCUGUAGCUUGUCAGAUGCGUCCAUAGGAGCUGACACCCGUUCCUGAACAUGAACAGCACUGAACCUCGCACCAUUUUUGUGAAACAAGGCAGCGUGAAUCCUCUGUAGUUCGUCAGAUGAUCAGAUGGGCAUCUUGUAUGUAGCUUUGUUUUUUUUUCAUUGGUUAACAUGUGCAGAACCUGA